Molecule: messenger RNA, 1438 nt
Organism: Daucus carota subsp. sativus
Lineage: Eukaryota; Viridiplantae; Streptophyta; Magnoliopsida; Apiales; Apiaceae
Exons: 4
Coding region: 204-629 (141 amino acids)
Biological process (GO): double-strand break repair via homologous recombination
Cellular component (GO): Smc5-Smc6 complex; nucleus
Molecular function (GO): ubiquitin-protein transferase activity
Source: RefSeq, a predicted model, not a curated record
UUAUUUAUUAAGAAUCUUUAUACUAUUUUCAUAUAUUUAUUUUUUUAUUUUUAAUUUUUUGACGUGAACUACCUACAUAUUAAAAGAUUGGAUGUGAUCGUUUCCCGCCAUCAGCUGGUUUUCCCCAAAUCGGAGAAAUCUAGGGUUUUACUCUUAGGAAGAGAGAAAGGAAGAAAAGAAGGUUUGGUUUGCGUUGUGUACAGAUGUCGUCGUUAAGCUGGAGACACCACACGCUCAUUCAGUCGCUCUUAUCCCGAGGCCCUCUCAAGGAAUCUGAGUUUCGUUCCAUUUUUACUAAAAUCACUGCCAAUAGAUCAGAUAAUGAUCGAUUAUUCCAUGAUUACCUCAAGAAGAUAAAUUCCUGUCUUGCUUAUGUUCAGUUUGAGUUACGUGCGUUCAGAAACCAAUAUGAUGGCACGGUGUAUUAUGGAGGGGUUAACAAUGUUGCAGAUGAACAGUCCAAGCUUGGCACUAAGUACACGGUUCCUCAAAUUGCUUUCUAUAAAGGAAUUGUUCCUAAUGGAGGUGGGCCAGAGUCGCAGGGUGUUUCAUCUCAGGUUCCUGCUGCUUUCAGAAAUUUUUCUUUGUCCCAGAAGGAACGAACUCUUGAUGAGCUAGUACGUGAUUAAUGGCUAUGUGCAGCCUCAGAUGGUAGGAUUGGGCUUGGUGUUAGAUCCUUUUUGGACCUAAGGAGCUGGUUUCGUAGUAAUGACGUUCCUGCUUUUGAUGUCUGUAAUGAGGCUGGAGUGAAGGCAGAUCCAUGAUCAAAUGGAAGUUGUUCUGUCUGACCAGGAAAUUUUCCCAAAGAAGGGUAAUAUGUCUAAUUUUCCUGCUGUUACAUUUACCAAUAAUUUGAACUACAGGGUCUUUGUCAAAUCAUCUACAACCCAUAUAAUCUGCUGGCGGAGAGGAUCUGCCCCGGUUGUGGCCCACAAUGGGAUUAUUCAGUGCCCAAAAGUGAAUUUGUUGUACAUGAGGAGGAGCUGCAAAAUGGGAACUCUCAGAACGAACCACCUCCUGAACCCCCCAGGAGGAAGAAGCAGAUACGCAGCAGAACUGAGGACGACACUAGUGGAUCUGGUCCUUCUCAGACUUGCACUGUCAAAUCUGAAAUGAGGACAACCCGGCGCUCCUCACAGCUAGUCGGUGCCAGCCAAAUUUAACCAGUACCUAUUUACUGGAAAAUUCUCUCAGAAUCAUGCUUGUAAAAUACGCAAUUGUCGCUUUCAGACUGGUUGUUUUGGAUCCUGGAAUCAGGAUAUGUUUCGAAACCAAGCUUGUAAAUUUUUCUGGAACUAAAUGGUUUUGGUACACUGAGCAAGCUUGUAAAGCUUACUUUGUUAAACUAUGUCUUUCAUUGCAAGUUGAUUGACAUUGUUUUAGUUCUGUUUGGUCUUUAUUUGAUUGAAGAACAAAUCAAGGAAGAAUAUGCGUUUAA